UCAUUUCUUCCAUUCUACUUUGAUUGCUUCUUUCUUGUUUCCUUCAUUAGGGCAAAACAAUGACAAAAUGUUGGAGGGAGGCAUUGAUCAAAAUUUUAAUUAUUUACACCCGUCUAAUAGAAACAAAUUUUAUCACUUUGUUCUUGACAACUUAAAUUAUCAUUAAACUAGCUCAAGGUUCGUGUAAACCUACAGCUAUCUCAUUGUCACCGUCCUCUCUCUGCCUACCUAUCUUUCUCUUAAUUCCAGAGUUUAAUUAGCUAUAGAGUUUGCUAUUAUGCCACCUAAAAGUAGAAGCUACCAGGUCUCUGCUGCUCCAGUAACCAUGCUUGCACAUUUGAUUGCUAUAGCUGUGGCCACCCUUGUGCUUGUGUGGCUUCUACACUUCGAAGAGGGAUUUUCUUAUACAUCUGCCAACAAAAUCAAGAUCUUGAAUGUGCACACGUUUCUGAUGAUAGUAGGAUUUAUACUUAUAGCAGGAGAAGCUAUAAUGGCAUACAAGACGGUUCCGGCAAACAGGAAGGUGCAGAAGGCGGUUCACUUCAUAUUGCACAUGACAGCACUUGGGGCUGGAAUUAUGGGGGUUUAUGCAGCUUUUAAGUUUAAACAUGAGAUUGGAGCUAAAGAUAUGGUCACCAUACAUUCUUGGCUAGGCAUGUGUACCAUCUGCCUAUUUGGUUUACAGUGGGUGUUGGGUUUCUUCUCUUACGUAUUCCCUGGAGCAGAAAUGUCAUCAAGAGCAGCAUACAUGCCAUGGCAUGUUUUUGGUGGGAUGUUUAUUUUCUUUCUUGCAAUUUGCACUGCGGAGACUGGUUUAAUUCAGAGGUUCAAAACCUUAAACCAAGAAGGCCUCAUGCUCAAUUUCACUGGACUCUUGCUUGUCCUUUUUGCUGUUGGUGUUGGCCUAAGUGGUGUUCUUCCCCGAGGUUAUUGAUCAUAUUCCUGUCCAAUAUACUCAUAUUUUAGUAAAAUUCCAUAUCUUCUACGAUCUAGGAACAAAAAGAAGAAUCAGAAAUUCUUGUUACCAUUUU
This is a messenger RNA of Ricinus communis (castor bean), 1031 nucleotides long. Its product is annotated as probable ascorbate-specific transmembrane electron transporter 1. NCBI's taxonomy places the organism in Eukaryota, Viridiplantae, Streptophyta, Magnoliopsida, Malpighiales, Euphorbiaceae. The record is from RefSeq and is a predicted model, not a curated record. Bases 278 to 934 code for a protein of 218 amino acids. Gene Ontology annotation, molecular function: oxidoreductase activity. The transcript has 4 exons.